AUGGGAUUCUUGUGCCUCAUUUUGCGUUUUUCGGUUUUCACUGCCGUAUAUUACAGACGUCUGCUCACGAUUAUUGACAUCACGCAGAUCUCAAGUCCAGUCUGCCCCGACCGUGAAGCGAAAAUUUAUAGAGUUAGGUUCGAUAUCAGAGAAACGGGCGCCUUUCAAACUGUGCUACCCACUUCGCCACCAACUUCUGCCUCACGUUUCCCCCGGUCUUGAAAACGAAUGUGUGAAGCUGGCACCUUUACCUUCGUCCAUGCAAAGUUACACGUCGAUGCCACUCCUCCAGCUUCAUUUUGCGACUACAUCCCCGUCUGCCCAUUCACCAAUGAGCACUAUCCCACCACGUUCUUUGGGGAAAGGAGACGGCGUUCGCCGUUUACGACAAAUCAAAGUCUGAACAAGGGUACAUCAACUCCUCCGAAGAUCUAGUGACAGAGAUAGGCUCGUGAUGAUUCUGCACACCUUCCAAUGGAUUCAAGUCAUAUCCAGCACUGUUGGGAUCCUGAUGAAUUAUGCCCUCCAUAAUCCUGACGAUGGUGCACUUCUAAUUCACGAUUUUUCCGUACGAUGAUGAUAAGC
Guyanagaster necrorhizus is the source of this 585-nucleotide messenger RNA. RefSeq lists its product as uncharacterized. The transcript has 5 exons. The coding region runs from base 1 to 222 and encodes 73 amino acids. The record is from RefSeq and is a predicted model, not a curated record. NCBI's taxonomy places the organism in Eukaryota, Fungi, Basidiomycota, Agaricomycetes, Agaricales, Physalacriaceae.